Polypterus senegalus (gray bichir) is the source of this 506-nucleotide messenger RNA. Its product is annotated as lymphocyte antigen 6B-like. NCBI's taxonomy places the organism in Eukaryota, Metazoa, Chordata, Cladistia, Polypteriformes, Polypteridae. The coding region runs from base 31 to 390 and encodes 119 amino acids. The record is from RefSeq and is a predicted model, not a curated record. The transcript has 3 exons.
AGAGUUGGACUGAGUGAUCUGAAGACAAAAAUGAAGGCUUGCCUCACGCUAUUCCUUCUAGCCUGCUUUAUAACGUAUUCGGUUAAAGCUUUAAAAUGCUACACGUGUGCUGCUACUACAUCAAUAGCAGACUGCACUAAAAAUCCGGCAGUGUGCUCAUCUGGUGAAGACACUUGCAUGUCUACGGUCAGCUCAGUCUAUGGACAAUCUGCUUAUGUGAAGUUAUGUACCACCAGUCAAGGAUGCUCUUCAGCAGCAACUCUGAAUAGUCAAAUUGUAACAACAUCAUGCUGCACUACUGACUUGUGCAACAGCUCAUCUGCAUUCAAGAUGAACUUCUGGCUCAUGGGAGUCUGUGCAGUUGUCAUUUUCUUUGUUAGUCAUAUCUAGCACCACAAUUUCAAAUAAAGAUAACUAUAAGAUCACACAAAGAAAACAUUUUAAAAUGUAUGAAGAUACGUGACAGCUGUUUGUAUUAAUCACAUAAAAAUAAGAUUGUAAUUUGA